CUUCAUUCCGAGUCUACGGGUAUCAACAAUAGACUAAAGCGUGUGACCCUACGCAGCAUUCCUAAGAUGCGUAGCUACACCAACGGAACUCUCACUGACAUUCUCUUCUAUACCAGUCCAAAGUAUUGUCAGCACAUCAUUGACACUGUGGCGGCCACCAUUAAGCACCUACGUCAGUUGUUUCUUCAAAGGAAUCCAGAUUUUAAGGGCGACUUCUCAAUCGCCGGGCACAGUCUUGGCUCCGUCAUAGUCUUUGAUCUUCUCUCGCACCAACGGCGAACUUCUUCCGAGACACCUUCACUCAAAUCCAACGGUGGAGGAGGAGGAGGAGGAGGUCUCGAAGACGAGGAUGACUGGUCACUCCUCGACGCUGCUGCUGCCUCCACAAACUUAAUUAGUGCUCCUCCUUUCUCUCUCAACACCACAGAUCUUGCUGCUCAGCUCACGUCGACUACCGACCUGACCGAGGUGCAGGUGCGCCAGGUUCUCAACGUUCUAGUCAAUAGUGGUAGUGUUGUCACUGGAGUAUCGAAUCAUUCAAAUGGCGUGGGUCUGCCAGUUAUCAACUAUCCUCAGCUCGGCUUUCCGCUUAACACAUGUUUUCUUCUCGGAUCUCCAUUGUCCAUUUUCCUUGUGGCGCGAGGAGUGGAGCGUCUGCCAUCGGAAUUUCGACUGCCAACUUGUCAAGCCUGUGUCAAUAUCUUUCAUCCGUUCGAUCCCGUCGCCUAUCGUCUGGAAAAUAUGAUCCUACCUGAUUACAAGUUUGAAAUGGUUACAAGUAAUGUACUUGGAUUUAGCAUUUUGAGAUGUUACACAGAUAAAUCAAAAGAUGAGGGUGUUUCUUCAGGUCUACUUUCCACCAUGAAAUUCGAUUAA
Molecule: messenger RNA, 876 nt
Organism: Hydatigera taeniaeformis
Lineage: Eukaryota; Metazoa; Platyhelminthes; Cestoda; Cyclophyllidea; Taeniidae
Source: the annotation of a GenBank genome assembly